Hevea brasiliensis (rubber tree) is the source of this 1658-nucleotide messenger RNA. RefSeq names its product protein NEN4. Bases 514 to 1338 code for a protein of 274 amino acids. The transcript has 5 exons. Lineage: Eukaryota; Viridiplantae; Streptophyta; Magnoliopsida; Malpighiales; Euphorbiaceae. Gene Ontology annotation, molecular function: 3'-5' exonuclease activity; nucleic acid binding. The record is from RefSeq and is a predicted model, not a curated record.
AUCUGGUGAUUAAGUUAAUGAAGUUUCAUUGAUAGCAAUAUUGCCAUUACUUUCGAACACGGCAAAGGAAGAGGAUGGUUUAGGAUGAGAAAUGAUUGAAGUUGUACAAGACAUUAGGGAAUAGGAGAAUCAAUUCCUUUAUAUGAACAAACAAGGCUUUGCCUCAAAAAUAGCCAACAUGUUCAAUAUGCAUGGCCCUACUGGUGAAGAAAGCUGAAAACUUUUCUUGUGUAAAUGGUUUAGAAAAAAGCCAUUCUCUGCCUUUUUUAGACGAAGCAUUCCUGUCGAACUGGAUAUGCUUUCCAUAGGACAUUCCCCAAGGAAAAAUCCAAACUCACGCCUCUAUGAAACAGCCUAAUUAAGCUUUUGACUUGAACCACAAGAAAAUCAAACUCAUAUGGAAGAAUCUUCUCCUUCUUGCCUUCUCCCUCACCAUUUUAUAACAUAUAUAGCAAAAUGUCCAGAAUUGGAAACAAAAUACCUAGAACCCCAAAUUGAACAGGAACCAGAGUAAUGGAUACCUUUGGGCCAUGCCAGGAAGGAGUUUCGGAGAUCGUAUUCUUCGACCUGGAAACAACAGUGCCAAAUAAAGCUGGACAACGGUUCUGGGUAUUGGAGUUUGGAGCAAUCGUAGUUUGUCCAAGAAAACUUGUUGAGCUAGAGAGCUUUAGUACCCUCAUAAGACCCAAGGACUUGUCUGCUGUUGCAUUGAAGUCAGGUCGAAGUGACGGGAUAACUCGAGAAACUGUUGCAAAUGCACCUGCAUUCGAAGAGGUAGCUGAGAAAAUUUUUGGCAUUUUGAAUGGAAGAAUAUGGGCUGGACAUAAUAUCCAAAGAUUUGAUUGUGUCCGCAUUAAGGAAGCAUUUGCAGAUAUUGGUAAGCCUGCACCAGUUCCUGUUGGAAUGAUUGAUUCUUUAGGGGUCUUGAACGAGAAGUUUGGUAGAAGAGCUGGUAAUCUAAAGAUGGCAACUUUGGCUGCAUACUUUGGCCUUGGGCAGCAAAAGCACAGGAGUCUCGAUGAUGUUCGCAUGAAUUUGGAGGUCCUGAAGCACUGUGCCACUGUUUUAUUUUUGGAAUCAACCCUUCCAACUCUAUUGAAUGGAAAAUGGAAUAAUCCUCCCAUUACCACGCGUAGUAGAUGCAAUGGAAGACUGCUAUGCAGGGAAGAAACCAGCCGGAAAUCUCCUCCGACCACUAUCGGUUACCAAAGAACAAUUCCUUAUGCAAAAGGAAGUCUAGGAAAGGUGGGUGAGGGAGUGAAAAAUUUGUUGUGCAAAGCCCAAGAGACAAAAUCCCUUAACAAGUUACUCAAGCACUCUCAUUCCUUGCUCAGAUGAUCGAGCAAUUAAGAACAAGGAGUUCUGCAACUUAUUUAUUCUGCAUUCAAGAGAAAAAAAAAUGUGGGUUGCCCUUCAUGAAUGUAAAUUGGAAAGCUAACGCUGGAGUGGGUUUUGCGAUUCACUGUUUUGCUUGGAAAUCAAGGGUCCUCGUGGGGACGCCAAUCUCAGAAAAUUCUUAUCCAUAUUCGAUUCGCCGUGUAUUAAAAACAAUUGAAACACAAUUUAAUUUCUUAAUUUAUUCUUUAUUUGAUGGAUUAUUUUUUUUAAUUUAUUUUUUCCUUUUUUUAAAGCAAUGUGCACAUUGAACAAUUAUUUAA